AUGGCGGCGACCCUAAGCCUGGAGCCCACCGGCCGCAGCUGCUGGGACGAGCCUGGGCGCAUCGCCAUGUGCAGACUCACCCCCGAGCAGCCCCUCACGCUGCGCACGGCCCUGAGCGACGAGAAAGCCGUGCUCUUCCGCGCCCACACGCGCUACCGCGCCGACGCCAGCGGCGAGCUGGACCUGGCGCGUGCGCCCGCGCUGGGCGGCAGCUCCGUGGGGCUCGAGCCCAUGGGGCUGCUCUGGGCCCUGGAGCCCGACAGGCCUCUCUGGCACCUGCUCAAGCGGGAUGUGCCGAAGCCCUUGGUGCUGGAGCUGGGGGUGCUGGACGGCCACGAGCCCGACGGCGGGUGGCUGCUGGCCUGGGCGGCGCAGGAGCGCCACUUCCUGCUGCUGGGGGUGCGGCGGGUGCCGGUGUGGGUGGACCGGGUGUGCGCCACGUUCUUCCUGCUGCCAGGACUCAGACCCUUCCCAGGGAUCAUUGACAUCUCUGGUUUUAGAGGGGGCCUGUUUGAAUAUCGAGCCAGCCUUGUGGCUGGCCAUGGCUUUGCCACAUUGGCUCUGGCUUUUUAUGACUUUGAAGAUCUCCCUAAAGAAUACAACACCAUGGAACUGGACUACUUUGAAGAAGCCAUGUGCUACAUGCUCCAACACCCCCAGGUAAAGGGCCCAGGCAUUGGGCUUCUGGGCAUUUCUCUAGGAGCUGAUGUUUGUCUCUCAAUGGCUUCAUUCUUGAAGAAUGUCUCAGCCACAGUUUCCAUCAAUGGCUCUGCAUUCAGUAGAAGCAGACACAUACACUACCAGCAGACUAUAAUACCACCAUUGGGCCAUGACUUGAGGAGAGCGAAGGUUGCUUUCUCAGGCAUUAUGGACAUUGUGGACAUAUGGAAUGAUAUUAUAGGAGGGUGUGAGAACCCCAGUAUGAUUCCAAUCGAGAGGACCAAGGGGCCCAUCCUCUUCAUUGCUGGUCAGGAUGAUCUUUGCUGGAGGAGUGAGUUAUAUACUCAGAUAGCCUCAGAACGGUUACUGGCUCAUGGAAAGGAGCCCCAGAUAAUCUUUUACCCUGGGAAUGGGCAUUACAUUGAGCCUCCUUACUUCCCCAUGUGCCCAGCUUCCCUGCACAAACUAGUGAACAAAGCUGUGAUAUGUGGUGGGGAGGUUAGGACUCACUCUAAAGCCCAGGUAGAUGCAUGGAAUCAAAUUCUGUCCUUCUUUGGCAAACACCUAGGAGGUACCCAGAACAGAACUUCCUCUAGAUUGUAAUGCAGUUGUCUGUUGUUGACGUGCUAGAUUCAAGGUCAGACUUCAAUGUUAAAUAACUUUGUUAAUCAGUUUUCUACUGGAUAACAUUAAAAUCAAGUGUUUGCAAAUGACAGAAUAUAUGAAUUCCAGGGGGGGUUCCUAUGGGAGGCUGCCAUCAGGAAGAGGGUAUAAAGAUGAUUAAG
Messenger RNA from Nannospalax galili (Upper Galilee mountains blind mole rat), 1445 nucleotides. Its product is annotated as acyl-coenzyme A thioesterase 4-like. The record is from RefSeq and is a predicted model, not a curated record. Gene Ontology annotation, cellular component: peroxisome. Gene Ontology annotation, molecular function: fatty acyl-CoA hydrolase activity. Lineage: Eukaryota; Metazoa; Chordata; Mammalia; Rodentia; Spalacidae. Gene Ontology annotation, biological process: fatty acid metabolic process; acyl-CoA metabolic process.